AUGACAAGGGCUCCCCAAGGAGAGAAGAACAGCCGGAGGGGUUUUGACGAAAAGGCUUAUUUGUCCUCAAAGCUGCUGAAGGCUGGAGAAGACCCCUACCGCCAGCACGCUUUUAAUCAGCUAGAGAGCGACAAACUCAGCAGCGAUCGGCCCAUUCGGGACACUAGGCACUACAGGUGCACUUCUGUACGCUAUGACACAGACUUACCAGCUACCAGCCUCAUCAUCACCUUCCACAACGAGGCGCGUUCCACCCUGCUCCGCACGGUGAAGAGUGUCCUGAACCGCACUCCUCCCAGCCUCAUCCAGGAGAUCAUUUUGGUAGAUGACUUCAGCUCAGAUCCUGAGGACUGCCAGCUCCUUACCAAGAUCCCAAAAGUCAAGUGUCUACGAAACACCCGGCGAGAAGGGCUGAUUCGCUCUCGGGUGCGAGGAGCUGAAGUGGCUACUGCUGACAUUCUCACCUUCUUGGACAGUCACUGUGAAGUCAACAGCGAGUGGCUGCAGCCAAUGCUUCAGAGGGUAAAAGAGGAUUAUACACGAGUGGUGAGUCCAAUCAUUGAUGUUAUCAGCCUGGAUAAUUUUGCCUACCUGGCAGCAUCAGCAGAUCUGAGGGGAGGGUUUGACUGGAGCCUUCACUUUAAGUGGGAGCAGAUUCCUAUAGAGCAGAAGAUGUCCAGAACAGACCCAACUCAAUCUAUAAGAACCCCUGUCAUAGCAGGAGGCAUCUUUGUGAUCAACAAGUCCUGGUUUAACCACCUGGGAAAAUAUGACACUCAAAUGGACAUCUGGGGAGGAGAAAAUUUUGAGCUCUCUUUCCGAGUGUGGAUGUGCGGUGGCAGCUUGGAGAUCGUUCCCUGCAGUCGAGUGGGACACGUGUUCAGGAAGCGCCAUCCCUAUGACUUCCCUGAGGGCAAUGCACUGACUUACAUCAAGAACACCAAGCGCACAGCAGAGGUGUGGAUGGAUGAAUACAAGCAGUACUACUAUGAGGCCCGGCCAUCUGCCAUUGGGAAGUUGUUUGGAAGUGUUGCAGACCGAGUGGAGCAGCGGCGCAAACUGAAUUGUAAAUCCUUCCAGUGGUAUCUGGAGAAUGUCUACCCCGAGCUCAAGGUUCCUGAAAAGGAGCUGAUUCCAGGAAUAAUUAAACAAGGAGGAAACUGCCUGGAGUCUAGGGCACAGGAUACCACAGGGAAUACAUUGACUGGCAUGGGAAUCUGUAAAGGAACAGUGAACAAUCCACCUGUCACUCAGGAGUGGGUAUUCAGUGACCCUCUAAUUAGACAGCAGGACAAGUGUCUUUCCAUUACCUCCUUCUCUACUGGCUCUCAAAUCACACUGGAAGCCUGCAAUCAAAAAGACGGCAGACAGAAGUGGAAGAUGAAAAGCAGUUUCAUUCAACACUUUGUCAGCGGUCUCUGCCUGGAAAACCAGACUGGGAGAGUGGUGACCAACACUUGCCAAGCAGAUGUACCUGGCCAACAGUGGGAGCUGCUACAAGCAACAUGA
This is a messenger RNA of Phaethon lepturus (White-tailed tropicbird), 1509 nucleotides long. RefSeq names its product polypeptide N-acetylgalactosaminyltransferase 16 (gene GALNT16). Gene Ontology annotation, cellular component: Golgi apparatus. The record is from RefSeq and is a predicted model, not a curated record. The transcript is spliced from 14 exons. The coding region runs from base 1 to 1509 and encodes 502 amino acids. Lineage: Eukaryota; Metazoa; Chordata; Aves; Phaethontiformes; Phaethontidae.